Molecule: messenger RNA, 2190 nt
Organism: Drosophila mojavensis
Lineage: Eukaryota; Metazoa; Arthropoda; Insecta; Diptera; Drosophilidae
Exons: 1
Coding region: 1571-2083 (170 amino acids)
Source: RefSeq, a predicted model, not a curated record
GAUAUAAUCAAUAUAUGUAUAUAUUUUAAAUAUUUAAAAAAAAUUAUAAAAGUCAGUCUAACAGGCGCUACUUGAGAUAGUUUUCCGAAAGAUCUUAUACACCAGACUAGGAGCAGUUGCCAGUAGCAGGAUGCGGCUGUUUGCUUGGGGUAUAACAAUAAAAAUGCAGGUUAAUAGCACGAAAAUGAUUCCCCAUAUGGCCCCAUUGUACGGCACAAUCAACUAACUGUAUAUAUGUACAUAUACAUAUAUAUAUAUUACAGCAUGAGGAGAGAGUGCUCUCUGAUUUGUAGUUGACAUAAAGGAAAUUAACUAAUAAAGGCAAUUAGCUGGAACCGAGUGUGUCUCUGUGUGUGUGAGUGUGAGUGUGUGUGGCGAGAGUUUUGUUCAGUUUGUUUAGUGAUUUUAUGUAUUAACCUCGGAACCCUGGAGACCCAUUUGCCAGUUACGAUUAGUUGGUUGACAACUCUGGCUCGCCCUUGCUCCUUGUGACCCGGAGCCCGGAAUUCGGUGGCAAUUGCGGGCAGCUUUACGUGGUAUCCGCACCAAAUCCGUGUCAAUGCCAACCCAAAUGGGCUUUAGUUAAGUGAAUUAUGUCAUGGCUGUUGGCCAAAACUUGUAAGCCACUUGUUCAUAUAUAUAUAUAUAUAUAUAUACAUAUGUGUGUGUGUAUGGGUGUGUGUGUGAAGCGCAGUUUUGGGUUAUUGCCUGGGAUUGGAAAUGUAUUUGGAAUUGGGGGCGUUGUUAUUGCAGCGAUACGUGAAUACGUGAACUCGCAUGCACACUAAUCCCCAAUCACACCUGUACAGCAAACUGAAUGCAAAGACCAUCAAUUCGGCACACCGAAGCAUGCCUACCCUUGCAGACUGACAUUGCCCAUGAUGUGAUCUAUAUAGACACAUAUAUAUAUACAUAUAUAGCAUAUAUGAGUUGAUGUAUUUAAGUAUGUAUAAGUGAAUCGUCCGUAUGAUACCCAUAAGAAUGUAAUUGUGAUAAGCUUGUAUUAUUGUCUUACCAAAUGAUAUACAUAUAUGUAUAUAUUGUCUAUACAUACAUAUAUUCAUGACAUACUGUGAAUAUAUACAAACUGAGCUGUGUAGUGUAUAUAAAGUGGAAGAAAACCAUUAUGAAAAAGUUCUGCCUUGAAGUGUUUGUUUAUUUAUGACGACUGUAUGAUAUGAACUAAGGAAAUAAAUCGAGUCUGUGAUGAAGUGACAGCCAGACAGACAGACUGACUGACUGACUGACAGUAGGCAGUAUGAAGCUGACAUUACAUUUGAUUUGAAUUCUCACUUAGAUCUAAGUAGGUUAGAGCGCAUGAUUCCUGCUUGAUCUUAGCUUGCCUUGGGAAUGUAGCCGCCUUAGUCCUGGAGGAAAAGUUCAGACUGCAAGGGUAUACAUAGUAUUGUACAAUAUGCGAGUAUAUAGAGACGUACAUAUAUGUAGUUUGAUAAUUUGUGCAUAUAUUUUAUUGGUAUACAUAUAACCUAAAAUUUUAACCAUUGGAAGAUCGGCCAAUUCAUCGCUGACCAGUGCGCAGAGCAAUUGCCGUUGCACAAAUAGUUUAAGAAUGUACACAGAGAGGGAUAGACUUAUAUUAACGUCAGAGCAGCAGCAGCAGCAGCACACGGACUCGUUGCAUCACAGACAAGGACAGCAUGCUCGCCAGCGUCGGCAGGUGCGAUUGCACCUGAAUAGUCCAUCCUCUGAUGGCAGCUGCUAUUCGCUGGCCAUGGCCGGGCUGGGCGGCCAGGGCGCGGCUGGUGGCAGCCGGACGCAGGUGAAGACGCUCUCAUCGUUCAUCAGCGAGCAUCCCGAGGAGCUGGUUAGCAAUCACAGCCAUCACAGCAAUCACAGCAGCCACAGCAACAGCCACAGCAACAGCCACAGCAACAGCCACAGCAACAGCAGCAACAACCACAACAAGAACGACAGCAAUCCCAGCAACCAGACAACCAAAUGGAAGAGCCUGCGGGCCGUUAUGGCCUAUUAUUGCUCAUUGCGGCGCAUUAAGAGGAACGGUGCUUUUACAGCUUUUACAUACAGUACAAGAACCCAACUAACUAAGCUAAACUCAAACUAAUCUAACUAAUCAAGCAACUAUCUAACGUUAUGUACUACUACUACUACUACUACUACUACUACUACUGCCUUGCAUUUUGUGUGUGUAUGUGUGUCCGUACGUGUGUA